Messenger RNA from Knipowitschia caucasica, 594 nucleotides. NCBI's taxonomy places the organism in Eukaryota, Metazoa, Chordata, Actinopteri, Gobiiformes, Gobiidae. The record is from the annotation of a GenBank genome assembly.
AUGUGGUCUCCGCCACACGCAGUCUCCGCCACACGCAGACGCAGCCACACGCAGUCGCAGCCACACGCAAUCGUAGCCACAUGCAGUCGCAACCACAUGCAGUCGCAGCCACACGCAAUCGUAGCCACACGCAGUCGCAGCCACAUGCAGUCGCAACCACAUGCAGUCUCCGCCACACGCAGUCUCCGCCACACGCAGUCGCAGCCACACGCAGUCGCAGCCACACGCAAUCGUAGCCACACGCAGUCGCAGCCACAGCCACAUGCAGUCGCAGCCACAUGCAGUCGCAGCCACACGCAGUCGCAGCCACAUGCAGUCGCAGCCACACGCAGUCGCAGCCACAUGCAGUCGCAGCCACACGCAGUCGCAGCCACACGCAGUCGCAGCCACACGCAGUCGCAGCCACACGCAGUCGCAGCCACACGCAGUUGCAGCCACAGCCACAUGCAGUCGCAGCCACAUGCAGUUGCAGCCACAUGCAGUCGCACGCAGUCUCCGCCACAUGCAGUCUCCGCCACAUGCAGUCUCCGCCACACGCAGUCUCCGCCACACGCAGUCUCCGCCACACGCAGUCUCCGCCACACGCAAUCGUAG